Molecule: messenger RNA, 300 nt
Organism: Fusarium venenatum
Lineage: Eukaryota; Fungi; Ascomycota; Sordariomycetes; Hypocreales; Nectriaceae
Source: RefSeq, a predicted model, not a curated record
AUGGCCAUGGUCGUAGGCUCAGUCCUGUCAAGCUACCUCGACUCCAGUCAGUUUCAAGUUCCAAUGAAAGAUGCCAAUGGGUUCCUAGACCUAAGUCGGCUGAGCCAUUCAGUUUACGGCGCUUGCCAGCCCAAAGUAAGGGCGGGUACUGGCACAUUGGGUUUUAUCGGCCAGCCAAAAGGCCAAAACGCCGAGGCCUCGACAGACGUUGCUGGAGCAGCUGUCUCGUAUCUGAUUCAGACUGAAACACAAAAAAGGAACAGCAGUACCCAUGACAGAUAUGCAAAAUUUAAAAAAUAA